CAGACAAAAUCUUCUUACUAAGAACUUCACUAUAUCAGUCUCAUUCAUUUCUUAAUCUUACAGAAAAAGCUCACCCAAAAUUCGAACCGCCAUUAUUCAAUUUUCUUCAAUAUGCAGCGUUUUCCGCCAUUAACAAACCUCUUCUUCGUCUUCUUCCUCUUCUCCAUUUCUUCAAGUUUUUUCGAAGUAGUUGUUUCCGAAAAAGGGUUUUGCUCUGCUCCAAAUUCCGCCAUUAAUGGCGAAAAUACCAAAGCUUUGUAUUGGAAAGUUACUAACCCUACCCUCGCACCUGUUCAUCUCGAAGAUUUACCUGGGUUUACUCGAAGUGUAUACAAAAGAGAUUAUGCAUUGAUAACGCCUGAAAGCCAUGUGUUGAGCCCUCUGCCUGAGUGGAAGAAUACCCUGGGAAUACAUUUGAUCACACCGGCAAUGGGCUCACACUUUGUCAUGUACAUUGCCAAGAUGCAAGACAAUUCAAGAUCAGCACCCCCUCCUGUUGAUGUUGAGAGGUUUAUUUUUGUGGUUGAUGGAGCUGUCACUUUGACUAAUGGCUCCGACAACAGUCAUAGCCUAGUGGUGGAUUCAUUUGCUUAUCUUCCUCCAAAUUUCCAGCAUUCAAUUGACAGUGAUACACCUGCUACUCUUGUUGUUUUUGAACGAAGGCAUUCUUAUCUGGGCAAUCAUGUUCCUGAGCUUACAAUUGGCUCAACAGAUAAGCAGCAACUGCUUGAAACUCCUGGAGAGAUUUUCCAGCUCAGGAAGCUUCUUCCGACUUCAAUGGCCUAUGAUUUCAAUAUCCAUAUAAUGGAUUUUCAGCCUGGUGAAUUUCUCAAUGUGAAGGAGGUUCAUUAUAACCAACAUGGUUUAUUACUUCUGGAAGGUCAGGGCAUUUACAGAUUGGGUGACAGCUGGCACCCUGUUCAAGCAGGCGAUGCUAUAUGGAUGGCGCCAUUUGUGCCUCAAUGGUAUGCUGCCCUUGGGAAAUCCAGGACACGUUAUCUUCUAUACAAAGAUGUAAACAGGAAUCCUCUGUAAUGUUGUUUGGGUGAUGUGAUGAAAAAACAUACUGAUGGAUUUUUCGCAUCGAUGUGAAAGUCCAUGUGUUUUGUCAUGGUCAAGUCUGUGUACAAUUACCUUAUCUAUUGCAUAAUAAAGACUUUUUUUUGGUUUUUU
This is a messenger RNA of Chenopodium quinoa (quinoa), 1173 nucleotides long. Its product is annotated as (S)-ureidoglycine aminohydrolase-like. The transcript has 13 exons. Bases 112 to 1035 code for a protein of 307 amino acids. The record is from RefSeq and is a predicted model, not a curated record. Gene Ontology annotation, molecular function: ureidoglycine aminohydrolase activity. Lineage: Eukaryota; Viridiplantae; Streptophyta; Magnoliopsida; Caryophyllales; Amaranthaceae.